AUGACAGCGGGCGGUGAACUUUUUUCGAACUGGUGUAAAAAUCAGCAAAAUUUUUGUUCAUCGUCGCUAAUUGUUUAUGAUCAAUUAUUUGCGUUAACAAGAUCGAUUUUAAUUAAUCCAAAAUUGGCCAUAGGGUCACAAGGUGGUGAAAAUAUCCAAGAUGUUUUAAAUCGAGCAGAAAAUGCUGAAUUUUAUCAAUUUUCUAAAGGAUUUAUUCAGGUUCCCUGUUCGAAUGUCACAUCGUUUGAAAAAAUGCCAAUAUUUGGUAGUGGUAAUAACUUAGCUAAAUGGGCUUCGUCUAUCGAGGUCUAUGAUAUACAACAGAUAGCCAGUACAUGUAACAGCACUGGAAUGAUAAGCCAUGUAAUCGAUGACUUCACUAUAGCCGUGACACGUUAUGAUUACGCUAAUAUAUAUCACACCAUCACGGACUUGUACACUGUCUACAUACUUUGCCGAUUUUUCAAUCGUGAUCCAAAGGAGACGCGUAUCCUGUUCGUUGAUGGUCAUCCAAAAGGCAAUCUGGAUAACCUAUGGUCAACAUUGUUUCACUCAUAUAAGCGUCUUGGACAAUAUCGAACAUCCAAUCAGUCGAUGAUAUUCUACCAAGAACUCAUAUGGUCAUAUCAACAAUCACUGUCACAUUUGGAUGUUGCACGUGGAGACGUAAAAGAGAGAGUUUAUAUAAAUGAAUUUCGUCGACAUGUACUCACCAGUUUCAAUAUUAGUAUUAUAGACGAUUCAUCACCAGUCAACUGCGAUCACGUUAGUAUUUUCCUUCUACUCAGAAAAAAUUAUAUAGCCCAUCCAAGAAAUCCGACAGGAAAAGUUUCACGACAAAUUGGUAACGAAGCACAGUUGUUACAGGAAUUGAAAAGGAAGCUAAACGAAAGUACAUUAUUUGCUAAUAAGAUAAAAUUUAAUUCCGGCAGUUUUGAGACAUUGUCAGUGCAUGACCAAUUGAAUACAGUAUUUAAUUCUGAUAUUGUGUUGGGUAUACACGGCGCCGGUUUAACACACGCUUUAUUCAUGAAACAGAAUCGAGUAAUGAUUGAAUUAUAUUCGCGUACAGCUGAUCAUUUUCGAUUAUUAGCACAAGCUCACAAUGUCAAUUACUUACAUUGUGUCAUAACUGAAACAGAGGUAUCAGCAACAACUGUUGCUGGUUGCAUAACACAAAUGUUCAAAUUAAUGUGUCCACAAACAGUUAUUUCGCUCACGACAACAAUAAGUUCUUCAGCUACCACUACUACAAAACACUUGACAUCUAGUACUACUACCUUUGUGACUAACCUAACAAAUUCUACAACAACAACUCCAUUGAGUUCUAAUACAACAACUACAAUAACGUCCACAACCGUAUCGGUGAAAGUCAAUAUAUAG
This is a messenger RNA of Didymodactylos carnosus, 1383 nucleotides long. The record is from the annotation of a GenBank genome assembly. NCBI's taxonomy places the organism in Eukaryota, Metazoa, Rotifera, Eurotatoria, Philodinida, Philodinidae.